AUGCGCAAAAAAUCAUCGCUAAACCAGUGGUUACGGUCUGGUGUCGUUAAGCAAAAUACUAAGAACACACUUGAUUCCACCUUGGAUACCUUAUAUCAAAUUUGUCAACUAAACGUCACUCGCGAGUCCAUUUCACGUUCUCUCAAAGAUAUUCUUCAAACCGAUCUAACCUUCCGACAGGAGCAGCAAGAACACUCUAAAAUAUAUAAUUGGUUUCAGGAACGACAGAAAAAGCCAACUCCAAUUUCAAUCUUUAAAAAGACGCGUAUUUUUUCAUCUGCCAUCGGAUCUCAUUCAACUAUCAACAUUGCAAGCUCCCCUAACAACAUUACGAGUUCCCCUAACAACGUUGCAGGCUCUUCUAAUAACGUUGCAGGCUCUUCUAAUAACGUUGCAGAUUCCCCUAAUAACAUUGCAAGUACCCGUGAUUCCUCACCUCCACCUAUAAAACAGAGAUAUUCUUUCUCUGAAGCGGAGCAAGGUGCUGUGGUCGAAACUUUUUUAACGCUUGCGGAGAAGGCCAUUUACAACUUUCUCGUCAAAUAUGAAGACAAGCUUCCCGAUAUACUUGUAGAAAAUUUCGCUUCUAAACAGAACCCACCAGUCAGCAAAGAUUUCCGGGAUGCUGAUGUUCUGUGUAUGCUAAAAUUUAUAAUAGAAAAUAUUAAAAUAUUUUUGAAAGAAUCAGCAUUUCAUGGUUCUCAUAAAUCCAAACCUAUCGAACUACUAAAAGAUUUUAAAAAAGAUGUACGUCAUAAGAAUGCACAUGGGAUCGUUGAGAAUAAUAAAGGGCGUUGGUGUGAUCUUUCUCUGCAACGAGUUGUUCAUUUGACAUGUGAGGUAGUUACAUGUCUUGGCAGUGACUAUAAGGAGGUAUACGCUGCAAAGGAAAAGUUUGACGAUGAAAUCCUUAAACGAUGGUCAAGUAGAGCAGCGAGUGAUAUUUCUAAUCAAGCACCAUCAUCAUCAGAUUUUUUCACAAAUUUAAGAAACGGUAGUGACACGACUUCUUUGAAUAAUGAAACUUCUAAUCAAUCCAGAGCAUGUCCAUUGAAGCGAAAACUGGAUGACACAGACUUUGACCAGAUGACGGAUUUUGUGUUGGGUGUAUUUAAGAAGAUCAAAGAGAAGAAGACGGGUGAAAAACAAAAAAUCUUACAGUUGUCAUUGGAGAAAAACGAGACCUUGAUAAAAAUUUGGAGGAUGGCAAUUAUAAAGAGAACAUAUACAGAACAAAUAAAUAAAUUUGUUUUGUUCUCCAAUUCGAUGUUUAAUAUGAAUUUAAGCUUUAACACCGAAGACGCAGAUCAUGAUAGUGAUAGUGAAAAGGUUGUAUGA
This is a messenger RNA of Rhizophagus irregularis DAOM 181602=DAOM 197198, 1338 nucleotides long. RefSeq lists its product as uncharacterized. The record is from RefSeq and is a predicted model, not a curated record. Lineage: Eukaryota; Fungi; Glomeromycota; Glomeromycetes; Glomerales; Glomeraceae.